GAGGGGAGCGCGGUCAUGUGAUUGAGUCAAGAUGGCGUCGUCCAGCUCUUUGUGGCUCCUGGCUCUCGCUUUCCUGCCGGGGUCCUGCGCUUCCCUGGCGCUGGGGCAUCUUGACCCGCCGGCCCCGGUGCCUCUGGUGAUCUGGCAUGGGAUGGGAGACAGCUGUUGUAAUCCCUUAAGCAUGGGCGCUAUUAAAAAAAUGGUCGAGAAGAAAAUACCUGGAAUUUACGUCUUGUCUUUAGAGAUUGGGAAGACCCUGGUAGAGGAUGUGGAGAACAGCUUCUUUUUGAAUGUCAACUCCCAAGUAACAACGGUGUGUCAGAUUCUUGCUAAGGAUCCUAAAUUGCAGCAAGGCUACAAUGCUAUGGGAUUCUCCCAGGGAGGCCAAUUUCUGAGGGCAGUGGCUCAGAGAUGCCCAUCACCUCCUAUGAUCAAUCUCAUAUCAGUUGGGGGACAACAUCAAGGUGUUUUUGGACUCCCUCGGUGCCCAGGAGAGAGCUCUCACAUCUGUGACUUGAUCAGAAAAACACUGAAUGCUGGAGCUUACAAAAAAGCUAUACAAGAACGCCUGGUGCAAGCAGAAUACUGGCACGACCCCAUAAAGGAGGACAUAUACCGCAACCACAGCAUCUUCUUGGCAGAUAUUAAUCAGGAGAGAGGUGUCAAUGAGUCCUACAAGAAAAACCUGAUGGCCCUGAAGAAGUUUGUGAUGGUGAAAUUCCUCAAUGAUUCCAUUGUGGACCCCGUGGAUUCUGAGUGGUUUGGAUUUUACAGAAGUGGCCAAGCCAAGGAAACCAUUCCCUUACAGGAGAGCACCCUGUACACACAGGACCGCCUGGGGCUAAAGGCAAUGGACAACGCAGGACAGCUGGUGUUCCUGGCUCUCGAAGGGGACCAUCUUCAACUGUCUGAAGCAUGGUUUUAUGCCCACAUCAUACCCUUCCUUGAGUGAAACCCUUGUAGUUUGCACCAGAGCUCAGAGAACCCCUCACACUUCCAAACCAGUUCCCUCCAUGCCCAAGCCAGAGCUCAGAUCCAGCUAGAAACUAAUCCUUCCCUUGUCACUGUCUAACAUGCCCUGCUUGGAAAGAUCCAAGAUAGGAAUCUUAUCCUUUGCCUCAUCCUAUCAGCAUAUGGUGUUGAAUGCAAGUUUAAUUAGCUAAUAACCAUGGAGAUUGUUUUACAACCCUUUGAUGUGGUCAGACUGUUUUAGGAAUCAGGAGUUUGCUGCAGGUCAGUGGCAGAACUGUGCCCAGGCCCGGAAGAGACUAAACAAACUAAACCAAUGAGAUAGAGUCUAAGGCAGAUGCCCUUCUCAGGAAAAUCUAGCCACAUCUCAAACCAAGAGGCCUGUACCAAGGCCUAAGGUAUUCACAUAAAUGCUUUCUCAGUUGUGCUGGUGGAGAUUUGACCAGUGCUUGGAGAAGUAUUGCUUGGAUGAUGUGUCCACAUAAUUUCUUGAGGCUGUCCUCCUCUCUUUGAGUGUGUUGCUUUCUGUGGUGUCUUAGCUAUUAUUAGACAAAUUUGGGCAGCCCACCAUCUUGCUUUGGUAGCACUUUUUUUUGUCUCCUCAGGUAGUGAUGAAUUCGUUGCUCUGUCACAAAAGGAGGGAAAUAGCACCCAAUUGGAUUGCUUAAGGGAGGAAGUAUACAUAUUGCUUAACUUAGAUGGGGCAGGGGAGGUUUAAAGAAAAAUAGGAGGUAGUUGGUUCUUUCCAUUCCAUCCUUGAUGAACCUGCCCUUUCUAAAUAUGACGAGUGGUGUGGAUUCUAGAGUCACUCUAUUGCUGGCAUUAGCAAAGAAAGGGAGGAAAAAUGCGAAGAGAUCAGGCUUUCUAACUUCCAUCUCAAAAAUUUGAGAUUACCGCACACUUCAAACUGCUUCUGAUGUGUUCUUUGAAAAAAAGAGUGCUCAAAAAGCUUAGGGAGUAUGCCAUCUCCCUUUUCUCCUCUUGAAGAUCAACCCACCUUAGAAUAUUAAGGACUCUGAAAAUUCCUGUUACAGUAAAGAAAACUAACCUUAAUCUACCGUUUCCCACGCUAUUUGAGCAUGGACGUCUUAACCCCCAAUCCCUUAUCCCAUGAAAACCUAGCAACACUUUUUGGAAGAUUGUUCUGCAGAAUGCCAGUUUGCGGAAAUGGGUAGCUAUACUUGAGGGAAGCACUUUGUUAGUGCUGCAAAGUUUACCCUCUGUGAUUUUUCUUUCGCCUCUCUCAAGACUUUUCAAUUAAGAGGAUGAAAGGCAAGAAGUGGGGACGUGUGAAAAUAAUUUUAUGAAGUUGUUUAAAAUAAAGAGUAGUUUCUUAUCCUUGGUGUCAUUUUUCUUUUCAAAGUCCUUACAUCUCUGUACAGCAAAUAUCAUACAUAAAUACUAAGCAAGUUUGGUAUUAAUUUUAUUCUAUUUUCUGUAUAACUUUAAGUACAUAAAGGUUCAUUUCCGCAGGCCUCAGGAAAUGGGUAGAAAUCACAGGACAAUCUCUCUUCCCACCAAAAAAAAGUUGCAUAUUUUGGUAAAGUGUUUGUCCUAGAGGAAAAACUGAAAUUUACAUUAGCAAUGCUGUGCAAGAUUUUUACACAAGACCUAAAACCAGCCUGCAAUGGAGAUUUUAGUCCUCUGUUCAGAUGCCCAGACAGAAGGAAGCCAAAAGCUGUUGAGCAUGACAGGGCAAAGGAAGCAAUAAAGAUGGAUGAUGGGCACCCAGCAUGGAAGGAGAAAGAGAAGCCAGAUUCCUGGGAAAUGGUGUGGUUUUCCUUUUUUUUCUCUUUUUAAGUCAUCUCUGUAGGAAGGUGCUGGGCAGAAGCCCCAGAGAGAGGAAGGGUCCAAGACUCCUUUAGCUGGCCUGGGUGCAGGGCACCACCACAGCAGCUAACACAGGACAACCUACUAUCUCAGGUUCAGGCAGAUGCAGGAUGGAAUGCAGAAGAAAA
Molecule: messenger RNA, 2927 nt
Organism: Kogia breviceps (pygmy sperm whale)
Lineage: Eukaryota; Metazoa; Chordata; Mammalia; Artiodactyla; Physeteridae
Gene: PPT1
Product: palmitoyl-protein thioesterase 1
Biological process (GO): protein depalmitoylation; receptor-mediated endocytosis; nervous system development
Cellular component (GO): lysosome
Molecular function (GO): palmitoyl-(protein) hydrolase activity
Source: RefSeq, a predicted model, not a curated record